This is a messenger RNA of Quercus lobata, 1689 nucleotides long. RefSeq names its product flavin-containing monooxygenase FMO GS-OX-like 2. Bases 189 to 1490 code for a protein of 433 amino acids. The record is from RefSeq and is a predicted model, not a curated record. Gene Ontology annotation, molecular function: flavin adenine dinucleotide binding; NADP binding; N,N-dimethylaniline monooxygenase activity. NCBI's taxonomy places the organism in Eukaryota, Viridiplantae, Streptophyta, Magnoliopsida, Fagales, Fagaceae. The transcript has 7 exons.
CCAUCAACGAUUUAUCUCAAUGAAUUGAGCUGAGCAAUCAAAAAUUCCAUCAAAAGCAAAAACACAAACACUGCCCACCAAACACAAAAAAAAAGCAAACACAAACACAAACACAAACACAAACACCACUAUAUAAAGUUGCACACAUUUAUUACUUUCUCAAAGCCUUAAGAAAAUAAAAAGUGCCCAUGAAAGAGCAAUAUUUAAAAGUGGCAGUGAUCGGAGCUGGUGUGUCCGGAUUACACACCGCACGUGAGCUCAAAACGCAAGGCCACGCUGUCACCAUCUUCGAGAAAACCAAUAGACUCGGUGGCACGUGGGCCUAUGAUCCACGUGUGGAACCCGACCCAUUGGGUCUCGACCCGGGUCGUGAAAUUGUCCACAGCAGCUUGUACCAGUCGCUCCGAGUCAACCUGCCGAGGCGACUCAUGGGGUUCUUGGACUACCCGUUUACGGAGAGAAAGGAUCCGAGAGAGUUCCCGGGUCACGAGGAGAUGCUCUUAUACCUUGAGGACUUUGCUAAGGAUUUUGGGUUGGUUGAGUUGGUACGGUUCGAGCACGAAGUGGUUCGGGUUGAACGAGUUGAUGAAGCGAGUCACGAGUGGGUUGUUGAGUCGAGAACUCGGAGGAGUGAGUCAGAAGAGGAAGAGGUGUUUGAGGCUGUGGUGGUUUGUAAUGGUCAUCACACCGAGCCACGAACUGCACACUUCCCAGGAAUGGAUUCUUGGCCAGGAGUGCAAAUACACAGCCACAACUACCGGACUCCCGAACCAUUUCAAAAUCUAAUUGUGGUGGUAAUUGGAAAUGGAUCUAGUGCAGUUGACAUCUUGACAGAGAUCUCCUCUGUUGCAAAAGAAGUUCAUCAAGCCCUACGAGCCUCAGAUAUCCAUUUCAAAAAGUUGGAAAGUCACGAUAAUAUCUGGCAACAUUCAAUGAUAGAAUGUACUAAAGAAGAUGGUAAAGUAGUAUUCCAAGAUGGAUCAUUUGUCUAUGCAGAUGUCAUCAUGCAUUGUACUGGGUACAAAUACCAUUUCCCAUUUUUAAGAACAAAUGGAAUAGUGAGCGUGGAUGACAAUCGUGUUGGACCCCUGUAUAAACAUGUUUUCCCGCCACAGUUAGCUCCUUGGCUUUCUUUUGUAGGACUACCUUACAGGGGUGUUACCACUUUAAUAAUUGAGUUACAAUCCCGAUGGGUGGCAAGAGUUUUAUCUGGCAAGGUGGCAUUGCCAAGUGAAGAAGAGAUGGCAUCAUCUGUUGAAGAACUCUACCAGCAUAUGGAGGAGAGUGGAUGGCCUAAGCAGCACACUCAUCAGCUUCAAAACAAGUUUGAUUAUGAAAACUGGCUAGUCACUCAAAUAUUGGAUUUACCACCCCUGGAGAAAUGGAGGGAGGAGAUGUAUUUCUCUGCGUUGAAGAAGAUUAUUUCAAUUGAUGAUGAUGAAUUUCGGGACACCUGGGAUAUCAACAAGUGGAUGCAAGAAAUAGCAUGAAAUGUUUUUAUUUUUUAUUUUGAACAAGAUUUAUUUUUUAACUUUCGAAUUUGACUUCAUCGUGGUUGAGGAUUAUGUAGGAUAAUGUUUUAUUAUUAAAUUAUUUUCCUUAAUGGAUGUGUGUAAAGUCAAAUUUAUUGAUGUACUUCAAAUUUUGGAUCAAUUUGAAUUAUUCAAGUAAGUUUGGCCUAAUAAGAGA